CUUCCAAAUUUAUACAAAACGUGUGGAAUAAUCGAGAAGUAAGCGAGAGAGAAAAUUCAACCCUCGGUGAUGACGGAAUCAACGUCCGUGAUUGCUCACCCGCCGGAGAUGCCUGAUCUGAACCCUAAUAUGCAAUCGAAUCCCGAUAUGAUCCCUAUUCCGCCGCUAGAUCCUCUUUUCCUAUCUGCUUCCGAUCCGAUUUCGAUGGAGCACCCGAUCUCCGAUCUCGACUUCUUACUCGACGAUGAGAACGGAGAUUUUGCGGAUUUCGAUUUCCCAUUUGAUGAUUCCGAUGAUUUCUUUAACUUUACCUUCGACGCGGCGGAGGAGCUUGGGAGCUCUGGAGAUCAGAGCCCAGAAGCGAUCGGGAACCAUGCGAGUUUGGAUUCAUCGGAAAACAGGAACGGCGAUAGAGGCUCAGAAGGGAGAUCUGAUUCUGUUCAUUCUCAGGUGUCAUCUCAAGGCUCCAAGACUUUUGUUUCCGGUGCUUGCGACACCGUCGACGUGUUAUCCUCCCCUGAUUCGAGCAAUCUAGGGAUUCACCAGAAAUCCUCUGUCAGCAAGAGGAAGAAGGAAAAGGGAGACUCCGGAGGCGAAUACAGGAGCUCCAAGUACCAAAAGUCAGAUGGUAAAUCAACCGCUGCAAUUGAAGAGGAUGAUGACAAGAAGAAGACGAAGAUGAUUAGGAACCGUGAAAGCGCUCAGCUUUCGAGGUUGAGGAAGAAGCAAUACCUUGAGGAGCUUCAAGGAAGAGUGAAGAGUAUGAAUUCCACCAUUGCCGAAUUGAAUGGUAAGAUUUCAUUUGUUAUGGCCGAGAAUGCAGCGCUAAGGCAGCAGAUGGCUGCUGCUUCUGGUGCUCCUCCUAUGAAUCCUUAUAUGGCUGCACCACCAUUACCUUAUCAAUGGAUGCCGUAUCCGCCGUAUCCAGUUAGAGCUUAUGGAUCACAGACUCCAUUGGUUCCCAUUCCUAAACUGAAUCCUAAGCCUGUCUCGGGUUGUAGGCCUAAGAAGGCAGAGAGUAAGAAGAUUGAGGGCAAAAGCAAGCUCAAGAAAGUUGCUAGUAUUAGUUUUAUUGGAAUUUUGUUCUUCAUCUUCUUGUUUGGUACGUUGGUUCCGUUUAUGAAUGUAAACAAUGGUGGAGAUAGCGGAAGCUUUGGCGGUUUGACUAAUUAUGAGGGUCGUCGGUAUUAUGAAGAACAUAAGGGGAAGGUUCUAAUGGUAGGAGAUGGAUCUGAAGGAAAUAUCCAUUCUAGUAGGAGGAGUCAUGGUGAGAGAGAGAGUUGUGGAGGAGUAGAUUAUAGUGCUCAUCCCAAAGUAGAAGGACGACCAAGUUCAUUGUGCAAUGCCAGUGAGCCUCUUUUUGCUUCUCUCUAUGUCCCAAGAAACGAUGGGCUUGUGAAGAUCGACGGGAACUUAAUAAUUCAUUCUGUUUUGGCGAGCGAGAAAGCUACGGCUUUCGCGAAGAUGAACAACUCUGAAACCAUAAAAAGCAAAGAACACGAAUUGACAAUUCCGGGUGUCCUGUCUUCUGCAUUAGCUGUCCCUGAAGUUAGAGGAAAUGGGGCAAUGCUUCCACAUUCCAAGGCCCUCUCUUCUGGCUCGGCCGAGGGGAAAAGACUUCACCAGUGGUUUCAUGAAGGUGGCUCAGGGACGCUAAUGGAUUACAGCAUGUGCACCGAGGUUUUCCAGUUUGAUAUUGCUCCUGGUGCUAUAGUCCCAUCAUCAGUCUCCAACAUUACACGGGAGCAUCUUCAAAAUGUCACCACCCACGACAAGAGAAUGAAGAACAGGAGAAUUCUCGAGGGGCUUCCGGUUUCACUUGUGGCUUCUGAGCUGAACAUCACCGAAGCCCAGCCGACCAAAGACGCUCAAAACAAGAGCUUCCAUGGGAACACUAACAACAAACCCAAGUCAUCAUCCUCCAUGGUUGUCUCCGUGUUGCUUGAUCCAAGAGAGAUCGUUGACUCUGAAACCGACAGAGUCAUGCCCUCAAACCCGAAGUCACUUUCUCGGAUCUUCGUGGUGGUGCUUCUCGACAGUGUCAAGUACGUUACCUACUCAUGCGUUCUUCCCCGGUCGGGUCUCCAUCUCGUGGCCACCUGAUCGGACUAGUUCGUUUUUUACUCAUCUUGACCCAAAUUAGACGAACAUUGACUUGUUUAUACAUACAGUACAGACGUUAUGACUUUUUUCCCCGUGAUGUAAACUCAAUGUUUUAAGGUUUUGUAUUUUAAUUUUAAUUUAACCAUAA
Messenger RNA from Eutrema salsugineum, 2251 nucleotides. RefSeq names its product bZIP transcription factor 28. The record is from RefSeq and is a predicted model, not a curated record. The coding region runs from base 70 to 2103 and encodes 677 amino acids. Gene Ontology annotation, molecular function: DNA-binding transcription factor activity. Gene Ontology annotation, cellular component: nucleus; endoplasmic reticulum membrane. NCBI's taxonomy places the organism in Eukaryota, Viridiplantae, Streptophyta, Magnoliopsida, Brassicales, Brassicaceae. The transcript is spliced from 2 exons.